Trematomus bernacchii (emerald rockcod) is the source of this 3983-nucleotide messenger RNA. RefSeq names its product cytoplasmic dynein 1 intermediate chain 1 (gene dync1i1a). The transcript has 18 exons. Gene Ontology annotation, biological process: transport along microtubule. Gene Ontology annotation, cellular component: cytoplasmic dynein complex. The coding region runs from base 207 to 2159 and encodes 650 amino acids. The record is from RefSeq and is a predicted model, not a curated record. Gene Ontology annotation, molecular function: dynein light chain binding; dynein heavy chain binding. Lineage: Eukaryota; Metazoa; Chordata; Actinopteri; Perciformes; Nototheniidae.
AUCGCUGAAAUGCUGUGUUUUGGUCAUCAAUAGCUGUAAGAAAAGAUUUAAACGACCUAUUCGGUGGUGUCAGAAAGGCCUCGACUCUUGUCAUUUAGGCAGAGGAUGUGUUGAUUUUUUUUUUGUUCGGGGUGCAGCAGUGAGACAGCAUCUUUGCCGGGUGACACAUCAUUAUCAGCACGAGUGGACAAGCCCUGUAGGACAUCAUGUCGGAUAAAAGUGACCUAAAAGCAGAGCUGGAGCGCAAGAAGCAGCGCCUCGCCCAAAUCAGGCAGGAAAAAAAGAUUAAGGAGGAGGAGAGGAAGAAGAAAGAGGUAAGGAAAAAAUCAGAGAUCCAGCAGAAGAGAGAGUCCAUCCCAGAGGAUUCAGACCUGGACCGUAAGCGCCGCGAGACUGAGGCCCUGCUCCAGAGUAUCGGCAUCUCACCUGAGCCUUCACUAGUCCCGACCCCUCUGUCCCCCUCCAAAUCACUGAGUACCCCCAGUGAGACGGGAAGCCAGGAUUCAACUGAUGGAGGAGCAGUGGGCAGGUCAGGUUUCUCUAAAAACAAGUCCCAAGCACAGACUUCAAGGACGCUGCAGUGGGACACAGACCCGUCUGUGCUGCAGCUGCAGGCUGAUUCUGAGCUCGGGCGCAGGAUGCAGAGACUGGGAGCCUCUAAGAUCACACAGGUAGACUUCCUUCCCAAAGAGAUGGUCGCUUACUGCAAGGAGACACAAACGCCUCUCAACUCCCACCUGUCUGAAGUAGAGGAGGAAGAGGAAGAUGAGGAGAUGAUGGAGGCGAAGCCAGGCCCCGAGUCGGAGCAACAGGAUGAAGAUGACAACAGAGAAAACAAAGAAGGCUCCUUUCCAGUUCUGAGAGAGCUGACGGAGGAGGAGAGGCAGCAGAUCCUGCACUCUUCAGACUUUCAGAGUUUCUUCGACUGCAGCAUCCGGGUGAUGGAGAGAGCUCUGGCCGAAGACGGAAACAUCUUCUUCGACUACAGCGGCCGGGACCUGGAGGACAAGGAGGGAGACUUGGGUAGCGGCUCCAGUCUGUCCUUCAGCCGAGUUUUCUACGAUGAACACUGGUCCAAACAUCGCGUGAUCACCUGCCUCGACUGGUCCCCUCAGUAUCCAGAGCUGCUGGUUGCCUCUUACAACAAUAAUGAGGAUGCUCCUCAUGAACCGGAUGGUGUUGCUUUAGUAUGGAACAUGAAAUUUAAGAAGGCCACACCUGAGUACAUCUAUCACUGUCAGUCUCCUGUAGUAUCUGUGGGCUUUGCCAAGUUUCAUCCCAACCUGGUGGUGGGGGGGACUUACUCGGGACAGAUCGUCCUGUGGGACAACCGCAGUCACCGCCGGACCCCCGUCCAGAGGACCCCUCUGUCUGCUGCUGCUCACACUCACCCAGUGUACUGCGUGAACGUGGUCGGUACCCAAAAUGCCAACAACCUGAUCACUGUGUCUACAGACGGCAGGAUGUGCUCCUGGAGUCUGGAUAUGCUCUCCCAGCCACAGGAGACCAUGGAACUGGUGUACAAUAAAUCCAAACCUGUGGCGGUGACAGGCAUGGCGUUCCCCACGGGAGACGUUAACAACUAUGUGGUCGGGAGUGAGGAGGGCACUGUGUACACUGCAUCCAGGCAUGGCAGCAAAGCGGGGAUCUGUGAGAUGUUCGAGGGCCACCAGGGGCCGGUGACGGGCGUCAGCUGCCACAGCGCAGUGGGCACCGUCGACUUCUCACAUCUCUUCAUCACAUCCUCCUUCGACUGGACCGUCAAACUCUGGAGCACCAAGCACAACAAGCCUUUGUACUCGUUUGAGGACAACGCCGACUAUGUGUACGACGUCAUGUGGUCGCCCGUGCACCCCGCCGUGUUCGCCGCCGUGGAUGGCAUGGGCCGCUUGGACCUGUGGAACCUCAACAACGACACUGAGGUCCCCACUGCCAGUGUGACCAUUGAGGGCGCUUCAGCCCUGAACAGAGUGCGCUGGUCGUCGGGGGGGAAGGAGGUGGCUGUGGGCGACUCAGAGGGCAGGGUCUGGAUCUAUGAUACUGGAGAGCUGUCAGUGACUCACACCGAUGAUUGGUCGCGCUUCGCUCGGACGCUGAUGGAGAUCCGUGCCAACCGGGCGGACGGCGAGGAGGAGGGGCCUAUGGAGCUGGAUUCAUAGAGCAGGCCUCCAGACCAAUGAGGGUGGAUCAGAGAGCAGAGGGUGCACUACGGAGCCAGAUGAUUGGGUUAGAGAGGUGUGUGUGGCCUUUUACCAUUUAACCUGGCUAAGCUCGCCAUGGUAUUUUAACCUCUUCCAGAGCAGGUUGUGCUUUGGAUUGAAAUCCAUCAUAAAAAUCACCACCAUUUCCCUUAUCAACUGCUUAUAAAAUAGCCGUACCAUUCUUGCCAAAUUCUGUAAACCUAGGUGCCAGAAUUUGGAGGGAUUGUUUUUAGACAUGCUGGCUUUUCCUACAGAUAUUCUCUAUGAGCGAUAUAUAGAAUCUCAGCAAGGGAAUACAUUAUAAAUGUAAAUGUGUUGGGCCGUCUAUAGGAAUUCCACUGAACUGAGCUUAGAAAUUAUCGUGGAAGCUACAUGUAUUGUUGGUAUACAGUUAGUGAUGCGGAAAAUCAGAGCUAUAAUACUGUGUAUGAAAUUCUGCUUGGUUGUAGUGAUCCCUGGAAAACUUAAAUAAGCCUCCUUUAAAGCUGAAGGUAGCAUACAUUUUUACUUAACUUAAAUAUGAAUCAAUAUGAUGUUUACUUGCAUAUGAAUGCAGUAUAAUUCUUCAUAGAAUACCUAUGUGUGGUAAAUUGCACCCACACACCCGUCACUCAAGCUUUCAAUAGUGUGGUCUGGUAAAGCUGCCCCCUAAAGUCUUUCAGAAAUGGUUUAGUUUAUUAGUAGUUAACUUUCAAUCAAUAAAAGUCAUUCAAAUUGGACAAAAACGUCCAAAUAUUAUACUUGAGUAUAAGGUCAGUUGCAUCCCGUUUUAUAGCUUGUUCAGUUGUCCCCAUUCGCAUUAAGAGUGCAAUGAGUGGUAAAAAUGAAUAUAUUAAUUUACAAAUUCACACAAUUAGGGUAUUCUGCCAUCAUUGCGCUUUUGCCUUAUUUGCAGAUUAUGAGCAAAUCUUUUUGUCACAAAUCUUCUCCCUAACUUACCAUUACCAUGACCUGCUCCUCUUCACUAAGGUAGGCAGCAGGAGAAGAUCCCCUCUGUGUGGAUAUAGGACUCAAAUGAAGCACUAAACAUCCGGCUGUAUAGGAACGCUCACAGAACCUGAUGAAGAAAACCUGGGUUAACAAAGACUGUUGAUAACCAUCUUUUCUGAGUAGGGUUUUGUUGAGCCAGCUAACGUAAAGAAAGCCUGGUUCUCUCAAAGGUACUUCGUAGUGCCGCCUCUGUGAGCUUUAUCGGUGUCACUGUAGCAUGUGGUGUGUCUCAAUCAGUUGUUUUAUUUACAGUAUGUACAUGUUGCUGUUUGGUCCGAACAAGGCCGCUGUUUCCUUCAUGGAUUUCUUGCAUUUUAAAUGGUUUAACUGUUGACCUCUUCUACUUGUCCGCCCUUAUUUAUUUCCUUACUGACUUAAGGUGAUUUGUUGCUUGCACCCUGUGAGCCUACAGUAUAAACAGUGGCAGUCUUAUAGCCUUAAGAUAAGUGUACUGUGACAAAGCUUUGCACUACUGUAAAAUCAAAGCAGGGUCCAUGUAUUGUUUACAAAAUAUCACGUUUACUUUUACGUUGUGUUGAUUUCUCUGUAUAACGCCUGCAUGCGACACAUUCCUGAAAUAUUCCGGAAGCAUAAACAUGGAGUUGCCAUGGUGACGUUUCCACACGUGGUUGCUUUGCGUCAGAAACUGAGUCACGUCUGGUAUCGGCACUUUGUUCCCAAGCAACAGCUGUAUAUUCUUUAAUGAACUGUUAAUUAUCAAGAGGUAUAUUGUAAUGCAGUGUGCUGGCUGUUCAAACAUGUUAUGUUUACUAUUAAAGCUGAUGUACUGUU